Messenger RNA from Neofelis nebulosa (Clouded leopard), 1837 nucleotides. RefSeq names its product histone H2A type 1-E. The record is from RefSeq and is a predicted model, not a curated record. Lineage: Eukaryota; Metazoa; Chordata; Mammalia; Carnivora; Felidae. Gene Ontology annotation, cellular component: nucleosome. Bases 20 to 412 code for a protein of 130 amino acids. The transcript has a single exon. Gene Ontology annotation, molecular function: DNA binding; structural constituent of chromatin; protein heterodimerization activity.
CUGGUUGGGGAGUAUUAACAUGUCUGGACGCGGCAAGCAGGGCGGCAAGGCUCGCGCCAAGGCCAAGACGCGCUCGUCGCGGGCCGGGCUGCAGUUCCCGGUGGGCCGCGUGCACCGCCUGCUCCGCAAGGGCAACUACGCCGAGCGGGUCGGGGCCGGCGCGCCGGUGUACCUGGCGGCCGUGCUGGAGUACCUGACGGCCGAGAUCCUGGAGCUGGCGGGCAACGCGGCCCGCGACAACAAGAAGACGCGCAUCAUCCCGCGCCACCUGCAGCUGGCCAUCCGCAACGACGAGGAGCUCAACAAGCUGCUGGGCCGCGUCACCAUCGCGCAGGGCGGCGUCCUGCCCAACAUCCAGGCCGUGCUGCUGCCCAAGAAGACCGAGAGCCACCACAAGGCCAAGGGCAAGUAAGCUGGAAAAAUAGCACCUUAGGUUAUUGAGGGGACAGUUUUAACCAAAGGCUCUUUUCAGAGCCACCCCCGUAUUCAUGAAAAGGGCUUACAUUUUCCUUCUUAAUUGUAGCUAAUUGGAAAUGCCCUUCAGGGUAGUUCGUCAAUCCAGGAAUACGGGUACGUGCUCCCAACUCCUCACAAAGGUGAACAAGCCAUUCACUCUAGAGUUACCAUAAACAUAGUUCCCAUUAGUAAACUAAGACGGAUGUAGAGAUGUGUCACAAGGGUUAACCAGAUCAGUGCUGCAGUCCCCAGCGUUGUAAACCAUCAGGUAAUAGGAAGGUUGAUGUUUCCCCUUUGUUGGAAAUGGAGAUCCAAAUCUAGUUAGUGACCUACAGGACAAUAGAACUGGACCUUUAAUAUUAUAUGCUAUUGAAAGCAGGUUGCCUUUUAAUUGACAGAAUCCCCUGCAAUUCACAUUUUAUAAACAAACCAGAUCCAGCGUUAAUGAGCUUGGGGCCUAAUCAGUUGCCAAUCGGAAUACAAUACAUGCCCUAGAACCCGUUGUCCUUCAAUCAGUACUAAGAACACACAGUAAUCUUGUACCACUUACAACUCUGGGUAUUUUUCAACACCAUUUUACACAAACUUCGGUUUGUGUAAAGGAAGUACGUGUUAAUAAUAUUAUAACCUUACAACAUUAAAUAUGAAAUCAAAUCAGGCUUAAUGGCCGGUGCAUUCAGGACUUGUAUAAAUACAUACCUAAAAAUCUGAGUUUGAAUAGAGACAUCAAGAAAUAGACAUGUAAUUUGUCUUCCUAAAGUGGAAUUAAGGUAAAAUACUACCUUGCCACGGCACCUGGUGGCUCGGUGGGUUAAGCGACUGACUCUGGACUCAGGUCAUGAUCUCACAGUUCCCGAGUUGGAGCCAGGCGUGGGGUUCUCGGCCACCUGUGCAGAGCCUGCUUGGGAUUCUCUCUCUGCCCCCCACCUCUCUCUUAAACAAACAAACUUAAAAGAAAAACCUACUUGGCCAGUAACAUCUAUAGGGUGUCUUUUCAAAACGAUCGAAAGAAAGCCGGUUUCAGAGGUCAUAUCUUAAAUUGUUAUUCAGCCAACAAUAGAUAGCUUUGGAAUAAUUUGUAUUAGUUUCUGCUUUCAAAAGCCAAAGAACUUUGUGAAGAAACAGGCGAGGUAAAUAAGUGGUAUAUCAUUGUAUAUAAGGUAGAGGCCGGAAAGUGUUGAAAACACCAGCAGUGGUGGAUCGGAAGAAGCUGUUAUUUUUAUUUUUUUAUGGAAGGUGUUAAUUUUGGAUCUAAAUGUACUAGAGGUCAUGUGAAUCAGGGAGUGAAGGUCAAUACCAAUGUCUUCACUUGGAGCCAUAGGAAACAAAUACCUGUCCAAACAGGGGGAGUCUCGUUGUAUAUAGUAGCCGAGGAUAGUAU